Molecule: messenger RNA, 436 nt
Organism: Sphaeroforma arctica JP610
Lineage: Eukaryota; Ichthyosporea; Ichthyophonida
Exons: 2
Coding region: 49-303 (84 amino acids)
Source: RefSeq, a predicted model, not a curated record
CGAAGAACUAAGGACUUCCACGGGAUAUGUGAUGAGGUCUCAGAUGAAAUGCAGCGUAUGGGUGUGACAUUCUGUGAUCACGACGGCACCAUCCGCCUAGACACUGUACGCCAAGCAGCUGCCAACACGGGAAAGGGAGGGUUUCUUUACUUGGAAACCCUGAGCAUCGACGAGCAGUAUAGAACACCGGACAGUGCAGAGAAGUUCGCGGACCGUUUGAACGACACGUUUGUGGGUGCGACCGCUCUGAGGCUUCUGGCAGAGCGACAUCAAAGGAUGCACGUUGUGCUGCUACACCACUGACUUUAGAGGGUACAUGACGUAAGGGGAGAAGUGGGGAGAGACCAAACGGAGAAUUGUCGAGAGGAAAGGACAGUCAGAGGAAGAGCGGAUGGCGGGUCUGAAGAGCCUUUGUCACUUGGACAUGGUGCAGGAA